Molecule: messenger RNA, 15567 nt
Organism: Meriones unguiculatus (Mongolian gerbil)
Lineage: Eukaryota; Metazoa; Chordata; Mammalia; Rodentia; Muridae
Gene: Kcng3
Product: potassium voltage-gated channel modifier subfamily G member 3
Exons: 2
Coding region: 21-1322 (433 amino acids)
Biological process (GO): potassium ion transmembrane transport; protein homooligomerization
Cellular component (GO): voltage-gated potassium channel complex; membrane
Molecular function (GO): delayed rectifier potassium channel activity; protein binding
Source: RefSeq, a predicted model, not a curated record
GGCCCCCGGGGCGGCCAGCCAUGACCUUCGGGCGCGGCGGGGCGGCCUCGGUGGUGCUGAACGUGGGCGGCGCCCGGUACUCGCUGUCCCGGGAGCUGCUCAAGGACUUCCCGCUGCGCCGCGUGAGCCGGCUGCACGGCUGCCGCUCGGAGCGCGACGUGCUCGAGGUGUGCGACGACUACGACCGGGAGCGCAACGAGUACUUCUUCGACCGGCACUCGGAGGCCUUCGGCUUCAUCCUACUGUACGUGCGCGGCCACGGCAAGCUGCGCUUCGCGCCGCGGAUGUGCGAGCUGUCCUUCUACAACGAGAUGAUCUACUGGGGCCUGGAGGGCGCGCACCUGGAGUACUGCUGCCAGCGCCGCCUAGACGACCGCAUGUCCGACACCUACACCUUCCACGCGGCAGACGAGCUGGGCCGCGAGCAGGCUCGCCCCGCCGGGCCCGAGGCGGCUCCCUCCCGGCGCUGGCUGGAGCGCAUGCGGCGGACCUUCGAGGAGCCCACGUCGUCGCUGGCCGCGCAGAUCCUGGCCAGCGUGUCCGUGGUGUUCGUGAUCGUGUCCAUGGUGGUGCUGUGCGCCAGCACGCUGCCCGACUGGCGCACGGCGACCGCCGACAACCGCAGCCUGGAUGACAGGAGCAGGUACUCCGCCGGCCCUGGGAGGGAGCCCUCCGGGAUAAUUGAAGCUAUCUGCAUAGGUUGGUUCACUGCGGAGUGCAUCGUGAGGUUCAUCGUCUCCAAAAACAAGUGUGAGUUUGUCAAGAGACCCCUGAACAUCAUUGACUUGCUGGCGAUCACGCCCUAUUACAUCUCUGUGCUAAUGACAGUCUUUACAGGCGAGAACUCUCAGCUCCAGAGGGCCGGAGUCACCUUGAGGGUCCUACGAAUGAUGAGGAUCUUCUGGGUGAUCAAGCUUGCCCGGCACUUCAUCGGGCUGCAGACACUGGGCUUGACUCUCAAGCGAUGCUACCGAGAGAUGGUUAUGUUACUUGUCUUCAUCUGUGUUGCCAUGGCAAUCUUUAGUGCACUUUCUCAGCUUCUUGAACAUGGGUUGGACCUGGAAACAUCCAACAAGGACUUCGCCAGCAUUCCCGCUGCCUGCUGGUGGGUGAUCAUCUCUAUGACUACAGUUGGCUAUGGAGAUAUGUAUCCUAUCACGGUGCCUGGAAGAAUUCUUGGAGGAGUUUGUGUUGUCAGUGGGAUCGUUCUGUUGGCAUUACCUAUCACUUUCAUCUACCAUAGCUUUGUGCAGUGUUAUCACGAGCUCAAGUUUAGAUCAGCUAGAUAUAGUAGGAGCCUCUCGGCUGAGUUCCUGAAUUAAUGUAUUGCAAAUCAACCCUUGUGCACACUUCAUUUGGUAGAGAGUUGACACUGCUUCUUACUCGUGUGUUUCCCCCUGGGCAAGCCAUGCAAUUGUAUUGUCGUAGUGUUGGUAGGGUGACAUUAUCCUUACCAGCUGAAGGGAUAAAGCAGUUUACUUGUGGAGUAAACAGGACUGGGACCACACACAGGAACAGUGACACCUAGAGUAAACUUUAGGACCUGGUUUUAUUUGGUCUUGUCUGGGCCGUGGGCCUCACACAGUUACAUUGUUGUGGGAUUGUGUUCUUAAGCACAUUAUUUGAACACUUUAAAGCAGAAAGACACUAUUUUCCAAAUGCUUUUCCUUCUUAACGAAUUCAGAAGAAGCUUGGAACUUGCAGUGUUAUUUUUGAGACUAACAUUUUCAUUUCUAAAUGUUUUAUAAUUUCUCAUAUCAAUGUCAGAAGUAUCCUGGAAACAUAUGUCACAAGCGGGAACUGUUUAACAAAUACUUUAAAAAGUUGGCCCAAAUUUAAACUGUAUCAUGGGAGCUAGAGACAAGCAAAAAAUAUUAUUUGAAAAACUUUGCAUACUUCUCUAUCCUUGGCUUAAUUUUUGUGCCUAUCACUUCUCUUAUCUUACAACUUCAUGGGACCUUAGGUGUGUUUUUCUCUUUCCAGUUAGGUUCCCAAAGAGUAGGUGAUAACGAAGAGAGCUUGUGUUGUUUAGCAUUUUGUUUCGAGAUAUUAGAGUCCAUUGCUGUGACUCAGCGAUAAGAGUCCUAACAUUCAGAUAGCAGAGAACAUCUCUGACAGAAAAUGGUAAUAAAAAUGGUAUGAUAUUGUCACUGUUUGAACCCAUAGUUCUCUUCUGCAGCUCUCAACUUUUUUCUCAGUACCGCGAGUUUAAAAAGGCUCAAAGGAAGAAAAAAGAUAUUUAUCUAGCCCUUUGUCACAGCAGUCAUAUUUUAUGUUGUCACAAAAGGAGAAAUAUUAUUGUCUUAGUUCAGUGUCACUAAGUCGAUUCUAAGCCAGCUGUAAUCAGUGUAGACAUAGUUAUUUGCCCUGGCUCCCCAUCACUGUGACACACAGUCACCCCAAAACUCUUCCUGUACGGGUAUCAGGCAGCAGACUACAUUCCUCUGUCUAGAUUGCCAGUGUUAGGCUGUGCAAACGUGAUGGCUCUUCAGUGCUAAGUUUUCACAGUAUGAAUUAGAAUAUUACUUUUCCAAUAAAGUGUAAUAAAGAAAUCAUGUGCAUCCACACACAAAGUCAAUGAUUCAGGAAUAAUUUAGUUUGCAUACUGUGAUCAUCAGGGGUGAGGGAAAUACUUUUCAAAGAAAGAAUUGCCAGAAGUGUCCAUUAAGGAAUAUUAGCCAUCAGUUCAGCUCUUGCCAUUACGGGUAGAAAAACCAAGGCAAGAGAGCAUAUGAUGAUUAAGGAGUUGGAGCUGAAACCUUUAUUGCCCAGCAGUUUACUCUGCACACACCUCUAGGUUUGGCAGAAACCGUCAUAGGCCGCACUUAUUUUUCAUUGCCAUGAUCAGGGAAGAAUAGCAAAACCAGUUCCUAGUCCCUAAUUUCCUUUUCUGAAUUCUUGUGAUUCUGGCCAUUAAAAAAAAAAAGAAAGAAAGAAAGAAAGAAAAUCUCAUUCUUUCCCACUACCUUCAUUGGUGUGCUAACUUUACACACUAAAUUGUUAUUUAUGUAUUUUGUUGCAUUUUAACUGAACAUAUGGCAUAAUUUUAUUUAUUUUUAAGCUUUGUGAUUUAUGCAAAUCAUAUGCAGAAGAUAGCUCAUCUAUAUUAUUAGCAAGAAUAUGGUAACCUUUAGGUUUCCUGGCACCGGGAUGCUUGGCGUGAAUGAAUAUGCAGGACAUCUGUAUGUAAGCAACUUAGUCCUGCUGUGAGCUGGGGCCGGCACGGGCACACACGCACUGCCAUAGCCCCACAGUGUGUAUUACAGAUGGCUGCUGUGAGGCAGAAACGGGUGUGAAGAGACAAGAAGAUGUACAUUUCUGGGCUUUUAGGUAGCAAGGGUUGGUGCUGGACUUUUCACGGGGGCUGCCUUUCAUCAGGAAGCACCUAGGAUGUUGCCAGCAGCCGUCCAGCUACCUGGCUAUAAACAGGAGACAUGCUAAACUGGCUCAUUUGCAAAGGAGAAAACACAGCAGAGUUGUUUUGUCCUUCAGGAUGCUGGACCUUCUUAGAAACAGAGGAAUUUUCUUGCAGCUUUCUCUGAAUGUUACUGAUUUUUUUGUUUCGUCUUAUUUAUUUGUUUAUAUUGGGUUUGGACGGGGGGUGGGGGUGGGGAACCGGGUCUCUGCUGUUUAGAUAAGGCUGACCGUAAACUUGUGACAACCACCCUGCCUCGGCCUCUCAAGUGCUAGAAUUACAGGUGCAUGCCACAAUACCCAGCUGCUUUCAAAAGACAAAACCCCAAACAGAUGGUUUCCUGAACUCCAGUCUUCUGCACACACACACACACACACACACACACACACACACGCUCAUGCACACACACACACAGUUUUAAAAAUAAAGUUGUUUUUUUUUUAAUUGCUGAGGUGGUGUCUCCUUCUUAGAUGUACUUUUACAUUCUUCACAGUUUUGUCUUCAUGGCAAAAAUGCUUUCAUGAGGCCCCACCCCCACCCCAAGAAGUCUCUUCAGAGAGAAGGAUGCCAAAGUCUUUAUUUUGACUUUGAGCAUAUGUGAUUGCUCUUAUAUGUAUCUUGAUUUGUAUUCACUGAAACAAGAGAGUAGAAAGAGUAGGAAAAAAAAUUAGGGGAUAUAUGUAAAAGUGAUCGUGUAACUCAAUAAAUUCUCCUUUUUUUAUUGUUCGAGGCAGGGCUCCUCUAUGUAGCCCUGGCUGUCCUGGAACUGCUUUAUAGACCAGUCUGGCCUUGACCUCAAGAGAUCCACUUGUCUGUGUUUCUCAAGUUGGAAUUAAAGGAGUGGACUACGAUGCCCAGCUUCCACUCCCCUUAAAAAAAAAAUUUAUAACUGUUGCUGAGUUGCUAAUUCAAACACUUCCAUUUAUUCUUGGGAUUAGUAGUUACAUGUGAUUGCACAUUUGUAAUCUUAUUUUGAAAUGUUAAAAUCUAUUUGUUCAUAGCGGCUGUUAGUAUGUCAAAAUAAUCUUUUCUUAAAAGUACAUUUAUUCUAUGUGUGUGUGGGCAUGUGUGUGUGUGUGUGUGUGUGUGUGUGCAUGUGCAUGUCUAGGUCAGAGGACAAUUUAUAGGAGUCUGUUCUCUGUAUCCAUUAUAUGGUUUCUGGGGGUUGAACUCAAUCUGAUUGGCUUGACAUACUCGAUCUGCUGAACCAUCUUAUCAGCCCUUUUAAAUCUUUGUGUGCUUGUCUUGCCUACAUCUCUUGCGAUCCUGUAGAGUGGGCAUAGGAAGAAGCCUAAUGCUGCUGUGGGGAGAAUUUUCUUAGUUAGUUUGAUAUUUUCUAGAAGCUUGUUUUUUAUAGAUGUGAAAACAAAGAGCGAAAACUCCUAGCUUAGUUAUACAGCUAAGCUUUGCAACUUCAACUUAACACAGAGUGGCAGAGUAUUCCCCUCUGGCCUGUCAGAGGUGUGUCUUCUUUGUGCACACUAAUCACCUGGUCAAACGUGCGUUAAGAAUCGUCAGGAUCACGGGAAGUCAGGACUAAGCAGAUGUGGGGGGCCUUCUGGUCUGCCUCGCCCCAGGUUCUAGCAACACUGGAUUGUAAGUCGCUCAUACCUCUGUCAGGUCAGGUUAGGCAAGAGGAAGUUGAUUCUAGACUGCUGGUUCUUUUAUCUACUCCUUUUUUCCCCACUCCACUUUUUGUUUUGUUUUAAUUUUGCAAAGUUAAAAGGUAUGGAGGAGCCAGCAGUACUCUGGGAGGCAGAAGCAGGAGGAUCUCUGUGAGUUGGAGGCUAGCCUGGACAGCCAAGGCUACACAGAGAAACCCUGUCUCGAAAACAAAACAAAACAAAAAAAGGUACGAAGGAUUUCUUUUAAAAUAUUUUCUACCUUAGGAGUUUGAGAAAAAUGUUCAUUGGCUAAGAGCACUGGCUGCUCUUACCAGUGACCUGGGUUGGGUUCCCUAGCACGCACUUAGUGGCCUUACAACCCUUUUAACUCUAUUUCCAGGAGAAUCAAUGCCUCCUCUGGCUUCCUAGGGCAAUAGUCACACACAUACAUGAUGUACGUACGUACAUACAUGCAUACAUACAUACACACAUAUUUUAAAACAUUUUCUUUAAUUUUUUUAGAGAUUACUUCACUUUUAGUUCAAAUUAAAAAACAGUUAUUGUUUUUACAGGCCUUAAAUGUCAGAAAGGAGAAUUCGGAAUUGUGCAAUGCCUUAGGAAACUCAGAUUUUUAUUCUAUUUUUGUUCAUUUGAUUUUGUUUGGAAUUUAUGAAAUAGGAUUCUGCAUAUCCUAGACUCUGACACUUUCUCUCUCCUCUCAACAAGAUCUCAUUAUAUAGCUCUGGCUGGCCUUGAACUCACUACGUAGACCAAGCUGGCCUUGAAUUCACAGAGGUCUGUCUCUGCCUCCCAGCACCAUGUUGGUCUUGAACUAGUGGUUCUCUAGUCUCUGUCUCCCAAAGUGCUCAGAUUACAGGUUUGCACCACCAUGUCCAAAAGAAACUCACAGUUUUGUUUUUGUUUUGUUUUGUUUUGUUUUGUUUUGGGGACAGGUUUUCUCUGUGUCACCUUGGCACUCCUGCACUUGUUUUGUAGACAAGGCUAGCCUCAAACUCAGAGAUCUGCCUGCCUCUGCCUCCCCAAGUGAAAACUCAUACUUCUGAGAUGUUUUGUCUUUGUAUUUCUUCCCACUGCCAAUCCUAGUGCUAGAAACUGACCUUAUACAUGCUAAGCAAACCCCCUUACGCUCCUAACCCUUCAGUAGAAUUUUUGAACAACUUUUUCUGUGCGUGUGUGUGUGUGUGUGUACAGGCAGUUGGUUAUUGCAUUGUUUAGGAGAGCCACAGCUGAGCAGGAAGCUUUAAUCGAGAACUCUGGACAGGCUCCAGUUGGUCAGGGAAGGUUAAACGCACUGCUCUGUUUGUUCAGCAAGCAUUCAUAUGGUGUUUGCUUCCUGCCUUUCAAGAACCCAUCUGCACAUACGGGAAUGGUCACAGCAGUUCUUUUUCAGAAAGAAAAAACUAACGCCUAACUGUCCCAUUUGCUGUGGAGCCUUCCGUAGCCUUGUGAAUUGUCACCAAGCGUGGUGAUGAUGCUCCACUAGGUGACAACGUACAUAUACACUUUUAGAUUUCCCAGGGCUCUCGGGCAUUCCCAAGGAGCACAUCAACCUUUUAAAAUUUUCUCCUACUGGGAAUUGAACCUAGGACCUCAGGCAUGUUGGUCAAGCACACUGUCACUGGGCUACAUUUCCCAGAAGCGCACUUUAACUUUUGGCCUUUUGUGUAGGCUCACUGGCCGGUUUAGGGGAUGGAAUAUGAUAAUCUGCAUUUAUGCUGCAUUUUAUUUUAUUGUUCACGAGACAGAGUCUUGUGUAACCAGGCUGGUCUCAGCUGUGUAGCACUCCUCCUGCUUCAACCUCCUGAGUGCUGGGAUCUACAGACAGGCACCAGCACACCUUGUUCUUUAAUUUAGCAGCACCGGUGGGAAUUUUAAAAUGUCAUCGUGAAUCCAAUUGCAUAAUCCAAGUUAAAGCGUAAGUGACAUUUGGUGAGUAAAAGCUGUCGGCAUAUUAUUUGGGGCUCCCCUGCAAGAAAUGACAUCACUCUGUCUGAGGUAGGACUCCGGUGUCCUCAUUCCAUUGAGGUGCCCAUUUCAUUAAAACUAAAACUCCCUUAAUCUUGCCAUGGAGAGAUAUUCCUUUUGUUAGACUUCAGUUACUAGUAUUGUUUUCAAAAUCUGUAAUUCCGCCCGUGACAGAGUAGAGGCAUUUGCAUGGUAUGAAUGUUUACUUACUUGUUUUUGUAAGAAAGAAAAAGUCUUAGUUAGGCUUUCUUUUGAGGCAGCAAAACACCAUGACCAAAAAGCACGUUGGAGAGGAAAGAGUUUAUUUGGCUUACACUUCCACAGCACUGUUCAUCAUCAAAGAAAGUCAGGACAGGAACUCAACCAGAACCGGAGCCUGGAGGUAGGAGCUGAUGCAGAGGCCACGGAGGGCUUGCUCAGCCUGCUUUCUUUUAGAACCCAGAACCAGCAGCCCAGGGAUGGCACCAUCCACCAUGGGCUGGCCCUCCUCUGUUGAUCGCUCAUUGAGAAAAUGCCCUCCAGCUGGAUCUCAUGGAGGCAUUUUCUCAACUGAGGGUCCUUCCCCUCUGAUGACUCUAGUUUAUGCCAAGUUGACACAAAACCAGCCAGUGCAGGAAGCAAAGUGAAAGAUUUCUUUUGUGUACUAAUAUACAGUGAGGUAGUAAAUAUUUGUUUUUGUCUCUGUUCUGCUUACUUGUCAUUCUGAAGAGAACCUACUUUCCUCCUUAUGAGCCAGUUGGCUGGAGAAUUUUACUUCCACGUUUCUAUUGCUGAAUUCUGAUGCCAGCCAAGUGUUUAUUUUUCUUUAUUUUAUUUUGCGGUGCAUUUUUCCCAGUGAUUUCCAUGGCAGAACCAUGCGGAAAGUAACAGUUUUUAGUAAGUUUGGAAAUCAGGAACUAUGAAUCUUUUCAAGAAUUUUAUCUGUUCUUGAUCCCUCUAAUUUCUAUGUGAACUUUAGAGUUGUUGUAUCUUUUUUUUUUUUCAUUUUAAAUCUAAUUUAAUAGUAGUGUAUGUGUGUGGGAUACAUGUGUGUGAGUGUGGACAACCUUCUGGAAUCAGUUCUCUCUCUUCCCAGAGCAGAAUCUUGGUGUGGAACCCAGGCUGUCAGGCCCUGCAGGCAAGUGCCUUUACCCACUCAGCAAUCCCACGGACCCAGCAUAUCAUUUCCUCUUCAUGAAAGACAACUGGGAAACACUUUGUUGGUGUUUUUGUUUGUUUGUUUGUUUGUUUGUUUGUUUUUCAAGACAGGGUUUCUCUUUGUAGUUCUGGCUGUCCUGGACUUGCUUUGUAGACCAGGCUGGUCUCCAAUUCACAGUGAUUCGCACGCCUCUGCCUCCCAAGGGCUGGGAUGAAAGGCGUGCGUUGUCUGACUAGCCAAGAUUGGACUUGAACUUUCUGUGUAGCCCAGGCUAGUUUUGAGCUCAGUCCUCUCUCUUUACUCAGCCUCAGGGGUGUUGGGAUUAGGAACUACGGAACUGCACCACCACUUGCAGCUGCUGGUAGUUAAAGUGUUGGCAUGGCAUGGGUCUCAUCAAAUCUGUAAAUCAAUUAAGAUAGCGUUACAGUCUUACAGCGCUAAGUGUUCCAGUCCGUGAACACAGGCUAUCUUUCCAUUUGUUUCUUAGAACACAGAUCCCUAACUUCCCAUGUGCGCUUCUUGGGUUUAAUUCACUCCUACAUAUUUUGUUAUUUUUGAUGCUGUUGUGAAUGGACUCCUCCCCCCUCUUUUCUUUUAGAUAAGGUCUCACUGUGUAGCUCUGGCUGGCUUGAACUUACUGUGUAGACUAAACUGGCCUUGAACUCCCUGAGGUCCAUCUGCCUCUGCCUCUCAGGUGCCAGGCUCAAAGGUAUGUGCCAUCACACCCGGCUGCUGCUGUUGUUGUCUUGAUUUCAUCUGGAGAGUGCUCAUUGCUAGGGUGUGGUGAUCCUGAUUGUUUCAUAUUGCUCUUAAAGCCUCUAGCCUAGCUGAAUUCACCUAUUGGCUCUCUCAUCUUUAAAAGGAUUUUGGUGGGUUUUUUUUUUUUUUUUCUGUUAUUGUGGCCACAGCAUCCUCAACGAGAUGGUAUUACUUUUUUCUUUCCAAUCUAGACACUUUCUAAUUCUUUCUGUUGCCUAAUUGCCCCUGCUGGGACUUCCAGUACAAUGUCAAGUAUAAGUGGCCAGUGCGACAUGUCCUGUUCUGAUUUCUGGUCCCAGAGGACGUUUCCACUCUGUCCUGUUAGUGUACUGCUGGCUGGCAUUGGCUCUCUUCAGGCUGGGGAAUGUUCUUUGUAUUCCUAGAUGUACGGUGUGUGUGUGUGUGUGUGUGUGUGUGUGUGUGUGUGUGUGGACAUUAGUUCCUAACAGUGUGAACAGUGUAUAUUCAUGAACAGAUGGGAAGGCUCUAUGGUGAGUUGAGUUUUAAUGCUUGUGUCAGGAAACAUUUUGCUGAUGAGUCUCUGUGUCCCUUACAAGGUACUAAUCAAGCGGAAGACAUAGAACUGCUCACUAACAGCUUUUAAACAGCUCCUCGAUUGAUACACAUUUAAUAGUUUCUGAGUCUAUUAAGCUGACUCUCUUCAUUAACCCAAGUUAAUCUGAGUUUUGUGUUCACUUCCCUAAAGAUACAGAGACACUUGGACAUAGGAGCUACAAGAUGAUUUGUUUCUACUGGUUAGUUCCUUUGAAUGGUUCUUUUGUUUUGUUUUGUUUUGUUUUGUUUUGUUUUGUUUUGUUUUGUUUUGAGACAGGGCUUCUCUGUGUAACAGCCCUGGCUGUCCUGGAACUGUCUUUGUAGACUAGAAUGGCCUUGAACUCACAGAGAUCCACCUGCCCCUGUUUCCCAUGUGCUGGGAUUAUAGGCAUGCACCACUAUGCCUGGCUUUUUUUUUUUUUUUUUUAUGUAUGUGCAUUGGUGUUUUUUCUUGCAUGUAUGUCUAUGUGAGGGUGCUGGGUGCUGUGGAGCUGGAGUUACAGACAGCCAUGUGGGUAACUCCAUGGGUCCUCUGUAAGAACAGCCAGUGCUCUUAACCGCUGAGCUAUCUCCCCAGCCCUCUUUGAAUGAGUAUUUAUUCUCUGACCUUGGGUUCUCAAAGUCAGAUAAGCUGGAGGCCUCUUUUAACGGUGAAAUGUCAGUGCCAGUGAAAUCUCCCUCCCUGCACCCUAUCCCGUCUGUCUCUGCCUGUCUCCUUUUCUCUUUCUCCUUUCCUCCCUCUCUCUGCAUGUUUUAGGGAUGCCUCCAUAGAAAAGCUGGGAAAUUGAGCUUCUUAGCAGAACUGCAUUCUCCAUCUGUCUGUAGUAGAUUUCUACCAGGAAACAUGUUGCUGAGUUCUAAGGGGUGUGUCUCAAAAAAAAAAACUUGAUAGUUAACCUGCCUUAGGAAAAAAGCAUUGCCUUAGGGGAAAAAUAAGCUAAAUGUGAUUACAGGUACAUGGCUAAUAUUUUUUUUUCUUUUUCUUUCUUGUUUUUUUUUGAGACAGGGUUUCUCUGUGUCUACUUGGCUGUUCUGGACUCGCUUUGUAGACUGGCUGGGCUUGAACUCACAGAGAUCUGCCUGCCUCUGCCUCCCCAAGUGCCAGGAGUAUGCCACCGAUCUGGCUUUCUUUUCUUUUUUUUUUUUUUUAAGAUUUAUUUAUUAUUUAUACAGCAUUCUGCCUGCACACCAGAUCUUACUAUAGAUGGUUGUGAGCCACCAUGUGGUUGCUGGGAAUUGAACUCAGGACCUUUGGAAGAACAGUGAGUGUUCUUAACUUCUGAGCCAUAUCUCCAGCCCAAGCUGGCUUUCUUUAAUCCUUUUAUUUGUGCGCUCGUUAGUAGGAGCUUUAGCCUAAUGGGUGUUAUUUCCGUAUACAGUUGUUCUUGCUGUGAUACCAACACUCAAAAGACUGGAGGAUUCCAGACUUGAGAACAACCUGGACUGCAUAGACAGUCUUUGUGUCAAGCCAUGGCAAGCGUAGCCCUGCUGUGCCUGUGGAAUCAUGUAGACGACAUUGGCUGCCCUCACCCCAGCAGAGACUCUCCGAGAAUGAUUUGGACCUGGAAAAGCCCUCUUCCUGAUUUAGUCUAAAGAUCCUUUCUGGGGGCUGGAGAGAUGGCUCAGGGUUAGGAGUAGGUCCUGCUCUUACAGAGGAGCCCUCGGGAGUUAGAACCACCUGUACCUCCAGCUGCGGAGGAGUUGAUGCCCUCUUCUGGCUUCUGCAGGCACCUGAACUUACAUACACAGCCCACCCCAUAGUAAAUUUUUUAAUCUUAAAUUUAUAAAGGUCCAUUCGUUGGUUUGAGGCUCUUUUACAUAAGCACUAAGUCUAGAUUUUUUUUUUAAUUGCAAUCAUUCAUCAUGAAUACAAUCAUCCUGAAAUCCCCUCAGGAAAGAAGUGAGGAAAAAGUUUUCUAUUAUCUGCAAAUAACAGAUACUCAAACGCUGGAAGAGUGCUUGUAGGUGUUCUAGUGCGACAGAUAACUAAUGGGUAGAUGCCCACUGACAUUCUUCAUGAGUCACAUGGCUAAUGUCCUAGUUGACUGAACGCUUAACAUUGCUCUGAUUCCGUACAUAUAGCCCGAAGGGCUUUAGCUAAUGGCUAUAUUUUUAAUAAAUCUUAUGAAUGUGCUGAACAGAUGUUACUGAUCUUCAGUGAAAACAUGGGUUAGCAAUCUUGAACCUAGAUUUUUGUCAUACUGAUAUGUAAUAUAUUUAUAAAAUAUUUUGAGCAAAAAGCUUUCAAGGAGAGAUACACUUUGCUGCCAUUGUAGGGUAAAUGUAUUCAGUACUAUUUAUAACAGUUCAUGAGAUCAGUAGGCUCCCCAAUUUUUAGUUAUGAAAUGCUUGAAUAAUGGCUACACCUCCCAGCAUUAGAGAGUAACCAAAAAUUAUAGCAACUUUUUAAAAUAAAAAGAUAAUGUACUGGUGUUUUAUUAUUUUGUCUAAUAUUUAUAAGUAUUCUGAAAACAAAUCUCCGACCCUAGUUAUUACUCUAAUAAAAUUUGCUUAGAGAAAAGAUUAUUCCAGCCAAAAGUCUUAGAGAUAUAUCUUUUGGGGGCUGGAGAGAUAGUUGCAGUUCAGAGCACUGGCUGCUCUUCCAGAGGACCAGGGUCUGAUUCUUAGCAUCCAAAGGGCUACACACAGCUGUCUGUAACUCCAGCUCCAGAGGGUCCAAUACCUUCUUCUGGGGACUGCAUGAUUGUAGUUCAUGGACACGUGUGAAGGCAGGACCCCCAUGCACAGAAGAAACAAAAAAUAAACAUUAGGAAUGUAUCUUUUGUGUUGAUUUUAUCUCCACCAUAGAGUACACCAGAAUGCCUGCCAACUGCGCCCAAGCUCCUUGGUGAGAGCUGUCUCCAUGGUUCUGUUUUGGAGACAGGGUCUCAAAUCUGAGCUUGUAUGACCUAGUCUGUCCUUGCACUUGAAAUCCUUCUGCUUCAGCCUCCCAAAUGCUGAGGUUUCAGGCAAGUGCUACUUAUGCCAUAUGUGUGUGUGUGUGUGUGUGUGUGUGUGUGUGUGUGUGUGUGAGGGUGCAUGUUUAAUGACCAUCAAUAUCCCUAUAUUUAUAACUCAUUUGUUCCAGGAAAGCACGGAGGGUACCCAAGGUUAUAGAUAAGCACUCAGAGCAUCCAUCUGACUGAGUGUGGUGACUCCAGUGUGUGCCCUUCCAGCGCCUCACGGUUUAGGGUCAGGCCUGGUGUGGUCCUGGCCCACGUGGCAUCUUUGCUUCUCUUCCAGCAUUUUCCCCCUUUAGAUCUACUGGUUGAUUCUCUUUGCACUUUUCCUGUUCAAUGCCUGCAGUGGUAUCAACUUGGCCUUACCGUUACCUAGGUUGGGGAAGAGGUUUUCUGCGGCCAGGCCCCUGCUUAAGGGAAACAGUCUUUUGGGGAUGAGAAAGUCACCAUGACAGUUUCCUUUACAAGGAUGUGUUGGGGGUACCAUAAUACGGCCCCUGGAGACGCUGAGUGGGCCACCACACUCAUGACCCAUGGUGACAGGAGGUAGCAAGUCACUUAGAUGUCCUAACAGUGGACCCACCUGCCAUAGCCAAGAGUAGAAAGUGGGUUUUAGUCAAAGCUCUUAAUUGCUCUCCUUAUGCAGUUACAAGAAGAAUGAAUCAUUCUGUGAGCAGAAGGUGUGGCUGGUUGUUAUCUGUCUGGAAGGACCAGUGUGCUUGAAUUGAAGUUGGAGGCCUGCUUGUUUAAUUACUACAUAAGCACACUUCAGAUCCGUCUCCACUAGAGGAACAGACACUUUAAUUGCCUUCACCCACCUUCACCCCAACCGUCAGCACAUUUCAGCUUUGGAACAGCUCUGUGAUUGAGACCAGCGAUACCCAAUGAUUAUUUUAUAUCGACCUACACCAGAAUCAGCAGCCACCAUAAAACCUGAUGGCACCUGGCAUCCUGGGUGACAGGAAUUUUUGUUGUGAAUCUCUAGUUACCCAGCAUGCAGCUCUUUUAGUGUUUGCUGACACCAUCAUCAUCACCAUCUUCAUAUGUCCAGUGAGGUAGUCUUAAUUUCUUUAAUCCUAUUUUGUUUCUUUUAUUUAAAUCUAAUUUGGAAACUUAAUAAGCAAUUCCUGCCAAACCUACCUUUAUAACAUUUUUCUAUAGUAUUUGAUUAAAUUAUUGGGCAAAAAUAACUAGAACUUUUUUCUCUUAAUGUCACUGAGAGUUUGGUAGAGGAAAUGAGUUCAGUAACUGUCCAACUUUUUAAAAAUCUCUCCCUUAUCAUUAGGUUGUUAUUCAUUUAUUAGUUUAUCUUUGUAUUGGAGGCAUUGUGGGACUGUUCCCAGGUUAAAAGCAUUUUAAUGUAGUUGGUAAUCAAAUUUAUUUUUACUAAACAGCUUUUGAUCAGCCUGUUCGGUCAUUAAAAAUACAUAGACUGUCUAAGUCUUUGAGUUAGAGCAGAAAUCUCACAUUUUUCUUCUGCAUCAUGUAGUGUCAAUCAUUCUUUGCUUCUAAGGCUUUAGAUUGACGGCUUACACAUGAGUGCACCAAACGGCCUGUGACUCAAAUUGGUGUUAUUCUUCAUUUUAGAAAGUCAUUGACUGGAAAUCCCCAAAGAGAAACUGUUAGGCCUUUUCUAAUGUGGAAGUAAAGACCAGACCCUGCUUCUGUAAAGUUCACAUACUGCAGGUUUUUUUUUUAAAUAUAUAAUCUACAUGUUAUAGGUGAUGUUCUAUUUUAAUUAAGUAUGUACAGGUAAAGUAUGUGUCCGUUUUGCACUAAAGUGCUUUUUAUAUUUGUCCAUUUGUAUCAUGGUGGUUCAGUUUUAUGCUUAAGAGUAAGAAAUAUUUAAUUCUAUGUGUUUUAAUUUAGAUUUUGGCUUAAGCAUAAUUUUGAUUUAUAAACAAAUGUUUCUGCCGUCCCUUUUAAGACCAAUGCCUCUCUCUUUAGUUAGCUUGAAUUUUGGUGCACGUUUUGUUAUUUUCACAAGUUCUGUCAACAUAACCUUAUAAUAAAGGUAGCCUUACAUGGAAAGCCUUAUUGCAAAGAUAUUGGAGAGUUUAAUUUAAUGUGUUUUUUCUAGAAUUCAGACUUGGGUGUUUGGGGGCAUAUAAGAACAUUUGAAAGAGUUCUCAUUUAGUUAUGUUUAUAUGCAGCCAUGAAAGUCUCUGCAGUUUGAUGUCUGUGUUUACAUUGAGUAUGUUGUACCUUGGUUUCCUACUUGGCACUGUCAUAUGACAAAGCCCAUCAGUGGAUGAAUUGCUUUGUGUGUGUGUGUGUGUGUGUGUGUGUGUGUGUGUGUGAUGGAGAGAGAGAGAACUCGCCUUAAAAUAGAGCCUCAUAUGGUCAAAUAGACUUGGCUGUGACUCAUCUUUCUGUGUGCCUCAUGAGUCAGGCCCAACAGAAUCCAUGCAUGCAGGAAAGAAUACUUUGUCUUACUGCGGGUAAUCUAAACCUGGGUUAAGUAUUUCGCCAUGUAAAGAUUUCUAUGGAAGAGGCAGCCCGUGUGUGCUUUUGGCUUUUAUUGUUAAAACACAGCAAGAGAUCAAGCAGGUUAAAGGAGGUGUUGAUUUUGACCAUUCUUUUUAUUGAUCCUUUUCAUAAUGGCAGUAGUUAUAUCAAAUGCACGUGUGGUCAACCUUGCUAUUUCCACUACUGAUCGUCACCACUAGUGGUCACUGCAUACAUCACAGAGGGGUCAGAUAGACUGUGUCGCUCAGUUUAGAAGAUAACAUGGAGGGUGAGAGGAUAGCAUAGUUUGGGAUUUAAGGUAAUUGCAUUUUAUGGUUAAGUCUCAGAGAAAUGGUGGUUUAUGGUCAUAGCUUUUAUCACCUAACAAGAGUCCUUAAGUCAUCUUAGUCUGUAUGAUGUAAUCUUGUCUUCUACCUUAAUACAGAUGUAGUAAGGUGUGUGAGCAUUUGGGUUACAGCUUUUCUUAGCUGUGUUACGUAUUUAUGUCAGACUUUCGGUAGCACCUAUAAAUGUACAUCACAUACUAACUCAUGGUUGAAGCUUUUUGGCCUCUUUGGUCCUUAAGGAGAUAAUAUUUUAUUAAACAUCAACUUUGUUAUGAUGUAAACAUGUGUGUGCACAUCUGCGAAACAAAAUUUGUAUAGCUUGAACAUUUGAAGAAUUAAUAAACCUUGACUUUGA